Salvia miltiorrhiza (redroot sage) is the source of this 1084-nucleotide messenger RNA. RefSeq lists its product as uncharacterized. The record is from RefSeq and is a predicted model, not a curated record. The coding region runs from base 614 to 1084 and encodes 156 amino acids. The transcript is spliced from 2 exons. Lineage: Eukaryota; Viridiplantae; Streptophyta; Magnoliopsida; Lamiales; Lamiaceae.
GGGCCUGUUACCUGCAAUCGAGCAACUAUUUCCUUAUUGUGAGCACAGAUUUUGUGUGCGACACAUCUUGGCCAACUUUAAGUUAAGAUUUCAAGGGAAAGAAGUGAAAGAUCUACUAUGGAGUUCAGCAAGAGCCAGUCACCCAGAUGCUUUCAAGAAACAAAUGGACAAGCUAGCAAGGUUGAACAAUGAGGCAUAUCAAUAUUUAAAUAAUAUAUCUCCUAAUCACUGGACAAGGUCACAUUUUUUUACUAACACCAGAUGUGAUAUGUUAUUAAAUAAUUUGUGUGAAUCAUUUAAUAGCUUGAUUUUGGAUGCUAGAACUAAGGGGUUGGUUACUAUGUGUGAGAUGAUUCGAACAAAGCUAAUGAAAAGAAUCCAUACAAAAAGAGAUAUGAUGAAGAAAUGUUAAACUGUUUAUUGUCCAAAGAUUUUGAAGAAGUUAGAGAAGAACAAACAGUUGAGUUGGUUUUAUAAGACUGAAUGGUCAGGUGGAGAAAAAUACCAAGUGACUGGACAUGAUGAGCAGUUUGUUGUUGAUAAACGAGGUAAGACAUGUAGUUGUCGGAGGUGGGAUUUGACAGGAAUACCAUGUUGUCAUGCAAUUUCAGCUAUGUAUUACAACAAUGAUAACCCUUGUGACUACAUUGAUAAUUGCUAUAAAGUGUCUACAUACUUGAAGACUUAUAGUCAUUUGAUAAAUCCUACUAAUGGAAAAGAUAUGUGGCCUAAAAGCAUUAUGCCUCCUAUCAUACCAAAUGAGGUUCCAAAGCCAAAAAAAGGUAGAAGACAAAUAAUGCGAAAGAAGGAACCUGGUGAGGGUUCAAAUGGAACCAAGAACGGAAUCGUUAGUGGAAAGGUCUCUAAGAAGGGUACUGUUAUGCAUUGUUCAAUAUGUGGGUCGACAGAGCAUAAUAAAAGAUAUCAUGGGAAACAAGGGAGUGAUGCUACUCAACCAAUACCAAAAAAAUUACCAGUGAGAAGGAAUAAAAGUGUUGGACAAAGUGGUGGGUUACACUCUAUUUCCAUGCCACAUACAAUGCAGUGGAUGCCUGACGUAAGUUCAAAACUUGAGAACUUAUAA